Molecule: messenger RNA, 1119 nt
Organism: Pseudozyma hubeiensis SY62
Lineage: Eukaryota; Fungi; Basidiomycota; Ustilaginomycetes; Ustilaginales; Ustilaginaceae
Product: ER-to-Golgi vesicle protein transport
Exons: 2
Coding region: 1-1119 (372 amino acids)
Biological process (GO): vesicle-mediated transport
Cellular component (GO): membrane
Source: RefSeq, a predicted model, not a curated record
AUGGCGUCCACAGAAUCAAAUUACCGCUCCGAGCUGUCGGGCUUUCGAUGGGCGCAAGGCAGAACAGACGACUCUCGCCCUCAGACCUCUUCAGCAGGACCCACGAGCUACCUCUCCACCAUCACAAAUAGCAUCUCUGGCUAUGUUCCACUGCGAUCCAACGAGCGUACCAACGAAGAAGAGGCGUACCUCAGCCUGAGUCGAUGGGAGAGGUUUCUCGGCUUCCUAGCGUGUCUGGCAGGCGCCGCCGUCUGCUUCUUCUUCAGCUUCAUCUUCCUCUCUCCACCCAUCCUCGCGCUUCGACCGCAAAAGUUCGCGCUCGCAUUCUCGCUCGGCAGCAUGCUCUUCAUGAUCGGCUUCUCGGUGCUCUCGGGACCGGUGGCGCACCUCAAACACAUCUGCAGCAAGGAGAGGCUUCCCUUCUCCAUCGCCUACUUUUCGUCGCUAGGCCUGACGAUCUACUUUGCAGUGGGACCGCGCAAGAUGCUUCCGACGCUGGUGUUUGCGAUCAUCCAGGUGGGGGCGUUGGUGACGUAUUUGGCGGCGUACUUCCCGGGAGGUACGACGACAUUAAGCAUGAUACCAGACAUCGAUGAUCUACGAGGAUACCAUGGACUGCCAUCGCUCAAAAGUGUGUCUUUGAGUGCCGUCCAGCUGAACUUCAUAUUGCAGCGGGUCUACUUUGGCCGCAACGCAGAGACACUUGAUCGACAGUUAGCUACAAGUCGAGGGUGCAGCAGCGGGUCUUCUACCCACAAGAAAUCCGGAAGGCAGCUCUCCUCCACGUCCGAACUGCUGAAGAUGCUGAGCCAUAAUCGAGCCGCGCUUACUGUGCGGCCACGAGAUCGGGAGUUGAUCGGGACGCGCUUCGAAUCCCCAUCAUCAAGGGUCGAGUUCAGGGGCCGAACCUUCAAAGCUCGCGUGGGGUUCAAAAAGUGCCGGAAACUCGUAGACGGGAGAUGUGCUUUCGGCAAGGGCCCCACGCAGAAUGACGCGCGUCUGCUUCGAAUCCACUUGCACACACAAACACAGCCUUGCUACAGUGUACGAACGAAUCGAUCAGUCACCGUGCACCCGGUUCAAUUUCCGACUCCUGCGCAACAAGAGCUCCAUAGAUGA